Helianthus annuus (common sunflower) is the source of this 4024-nucleotide messenger RNA. Its product is annotated as receptor-like protein kinase BRI1-like 3. Bases 273 to 3854 code for a protein of 1193 amino acids. Gene Ontology annotation, biological process: protein phosphorylation. Gene Ontology annotation, cellular component: plasma membrane. Lineage: Eukaryota; Viridiplantae; Streptophyta; Magnoliopsida; Asterales; Asteraceae. The record is from RefSeq and is a predicted model, not a curated record. Gene Ontology annotation, molecular function: protein binding; ATP binding; protein kinase activity. The transcript has a single exon.
CCUCCUGAUCAUAGUAUCCAACGAAACUCAACUUUUUUAAGGUUUUCUUUUAUAUUUUCCUUCUCCAAAUAAUCAAACCCCACCACUACUCAUAUACCUACACCUGUGUAUUCCCUCCCCCCAAAACCUUUUCUUUUGUUUUGUUGUCCACCACCACCAUCUUUAUUUAUUUAUUUAUUUUACUCUCUCUUGAAAAAAACCACUUUUUCUCUUGUUCAUUUGCAUGCCAUGAGAGAAUAUUGAAAGAUAAACCAUAUAGAUGUUCAUCACUAAUGUUGGUUGUAUCAAACAUGUUGAAAAACCAGAUGAACAAAUUUUCCUUAGUAUUUUGUCUUCUACUUUUUAGUAUCUUGGUAACAAGUCAAGAAGAUGAUGACGCUUCAAAGCUAUUAUCAUUCAAGAAAACAUCAAUCAAUUCUGACCCAAACGGCUUGUUAUCAACUUGGAAGCUUUCAUCAACCCCGUGUUCUUGGAACGGUGUCGUUUGUUCUAACAACCACCGUAUCACCGCCGUCAAUCUCACCAACAUGUACUUUACCGGUGUUCUAAACCUCUCCCAACUUAUGCAAAUCUCCACUCUCACUGACGUCACUCUCUCCGGCAACUACUUUUCCGGCAACUUGUCUUUUUCUUCCGGUUCUUGCCCCUUUCACACGCUUGACUUGUCGGAAAAUAACUUCUCCGACACGUUAGAUCUUCAACCGUUGUUUCUCACGUGUAAUAAUCUUUAUUCUCUUAGUUUGUCAAAAAAUAAAUUAUCAGAUUCUUCACUGUUGUCGGUUUCUCUCUCCAACUGCCGGAAUAUUAACAUGCUAAACUUUUCCGGCAACAAACUCGCCGGAAAACUUCCGAGUUCUCUCAGUUCUUGUAACUAUCUUUCAUCUUUAGACCUUUCAAACAACCUUCUUUCCGGUGACAUACCCACCGGUUUCAUAUCAUCAUCCAGUUUAAAACUUCUCGAUCUCUCCGGCAACAACCUCACCGGAAAGUUUCAAAACAUUGAUUUCGGAACUUGCAAUAAUCUCACCGUGAUCAAUCUUUCAAGAAAUGAUCUCACCGGAACUGGGUUUCCGGUGAGUUUAACAAACUGUCAAGUUCUCGAAACCUUUGACGUCAGCCACAAUGCUCUGCGGAUGAAUAUUCCGGGAACAAUAAUCGGAAGUUUUAAGAAUUUGAAAACCCUCUCUAUCGGUUACAAUCAUUUUUCCGGCGAGAUUCCGCCGGAAAUCGGGAAUGUUUGCAGUACUCUACAACAGGUUGACUUUUCCGGCAACCAGUUGACCGGAGGACUACCCGCGGCUUUCGCCGCGUGUUCAUCUCUUUCGAGUCUUAACCUCGGACAUAAUUAUUUGUCCGGGGACUUUUUAUCAACUGUUGUUAGUACUUUGUCGGGUUUGAAGUAUUUUUCUGCUUCAUUCAACAACAUUACCGGUAGUUUACCGGUGAGUUUAGGUAAUUGUAGUCAACUUGAAAUAGUUGACUUGAGUUCUAAUGAGUUUACUGGUGAGAUACCUUCUGAAUAUUGUACUAAAACGUCGCCGUUUUCGUCGCUUCAGAAGUUAUUGUUAGCCAAUAAUUAUUUAUCUGGGAAAGUGCCUAACAACCUAGGAGGGUGCAAAAGUCUGCAAACGGUUGAUUUUAGUUUCAACGGUCUUACAGGUGAUAUACCGUUGGAAAUAUGGAAUCUUCCAGAGAUUCUGGAUGUGGUAAUGUGGGCUAAUAAUCUAACUGGUGAGAUUCCAGAAGGGAUUUGUGUUAAAGGAGGUAACCUGCAAACUUUGAUCCUUAACAACAACCUUAUUUCGGGUACUAUCCCUUUGUCGAUAGCGAAAUGCACGAAUCUGAUGUGGGUUUCGCUUUCCAACAAUCAACUCCGCGGGGAAAUCCCCGCGGGUGUUGGGGAUCUUGUCAAUCUUGCUAUUUUACAAUUGGGAAACAAUUCGUUAACGGGUGGUGUUCCGGUUGGCUUUGGCAAGUGUAAGAGUCUCAUUUGGCUUGAUUUGAAUAGUAAUUUGCUUAAUGGGCCGCUUCCCGAGGAGCUGGCGGAUUCGGCUGGGCUUGUGUCUCCCGGGCCCGUUUCGGGGAAGCAGUUUGCUUUUGUGAGGAAUGAGGGGGGGACUGCUUGUAGAUUUGCUGGUGGGCUUGUGGAGUUUGAGGGGAUUAGAAAGGAGAGACUUGAAGGGUUCUUGAAUUACCAUUUUUGCCCCUCGACCCGAAUCUAUUCGGGCGUGACAAUGUACAAUUAUGCAAGUAAUGGUAGUAUGAUCUAUCUUGAUCUGUCUUACAAUGAUUUAACUGGCAGCAUUCCUGAAAGUUAUGGAUCAUUGAGUUACUUACAGGUUUUGAAUUUGGGCUACAAUAAUCUUAGUGGCGAUAUCCCGUUUAGUCUCGGUAACUUGAAGACCGCUUUGCUUCUUGAUCUGUCGCAUAAUUCGCUAACGGGCUUCAUCCCGGGCUCGCUGGUAAGUCUCUCGUUUCUCAACGAUUUCGACGUGUCACAUAAUAAGCUCACGGGCCCGAUCCCAUCAGGUGGACAGCUUACUACUUUCCCAGCAUCCAAAUAUGAUAACAACACGGGCCUUUGCGGGCUGCCUUUGGAACCUUGCGGGUCGGGGAACAAACGGGCCGGGCUUAAACAUAAAGGAAAGAGGACGAGUUCCAUGGCGACCGGGGUGGUUGUUGGGAUACUAGUAUCUCUCCUUUGCAUCAUCAUUCUCACAUUCUUUCUUUUUAGAAUGAAAAGAUACCAAAAGAAAGUCGAAACCCGAGAUAAAUACAUCGAAAGCCUAUCGACUUCCGGAAGCAGCAGCUGGAAACUAUCGGGUGUACCCGAACCAUUAAGCAUUAACAUCGCCACAUUUGAGAAGCCGUUAAGAAAGCUCACGUUCGGGCAUUUACUCGAAGCGACAAACGGGUUCAGCGCCGACACAUUAAUCGGGUCGGGCGGGUUCGGGGACGUGUACAAAGCACAGUUAAAAGAUGGGAGUGUUGUUGCAAUCAAGAAACUUAUACAUGUCACUAGUCAAGGGGACAGAGAGUUUAUGGCUGAAAUGGAAACAAUAGGCAAGAUCAAACACCGAAACCUCGUACCCUUAUUGGGCUACUGCAAGAUCGGCGAAGAGCGGCUUCUGGUAUACGAGUACAUGAAAUGGGGAAGCUUAGAAGCGGUUUUACACGAUCGGGUCAAAGGCGGAAACUGUGUUCCGAGGCUAGAUUGGUUAGCAAGAAAGAAGAUAGCCAUUGGAUCAGCAAGAGGGCUGGCAUUCCUGCAUCAUAGCUGCAUUCCUCACAUAAUUCAUCGCGAUAUGAAGUCGAGUAAUGUCCUUCUAGACGAAGACUUCGAAGCCCGAGUAUCGGACUUCGGGAUGGCCCGGCUAGUCAAUGCACUCGAAACACAUCUCAGUGUCAGUACACUAGCCGGGACGCCCGGGUAUGUCCCACCAGAAUACUACCAAAGUUUUCGCUGCACCGCAAAAGGAGAUGUAUACAGCUACGGAGUCGUGUUGUUAGAGCUUUUAUCCGGGAAAAAACCGAUCGAUACAAUGGAGUUCGGGGACGACAACAACCUCGUCGGAUGGGCUAAACAGCUGCAGAGAGAACGAAGGAUUCGCGACGUGUUGGACCCCGAAUUGCUGUUAGAUAAAUCGUGCGAAUCGGAACUGUUUCAUUGUUUGAAGAUUGCAUAUCAGUGUGUUGAUGACAAGUCUUGGAAGAGGCCUACAAUGAUUCAAGUAAUGGCUAUGUUUAAGGAGCUGCAAGAAGAUUCAGGCAGUGAUAUUCUUGAUGGGAUGUCAAUGAAAAGUUCAGUGAUUGAUGAAUCUCAAGAAAAAGAACCUUUGGGUGAUCACAGUUGAGAUCAUUAAUGUUGUUAAGAUCAUGGAAACCUUAGAUUGUUUCCUACCAAUUUGGUUUUGUAUAUACCAGAAUAUAAGUUUCAUUUGGAUUUGUGUUCCUUUUCCUGUUCUGUAUCUGUUUUCUUUCAAAAUUUUGGUAAUUGAUAAAAUCUUGCUAUUUCUUUUUUUUU